This is a messenger RNA of Pyrus x bretschneideri (Chinese white pear), 2129 nucleotides long. RefSeq lists its product as uncharacterized. Bases 105 to 1289 code for a protein of 394 amino acids. Gene Ontology annotation, molecular function: double-stranded DNA binding. NCBI's taxonomy places the organism in Eukaryota, Viridiplantae, Streptophyta, Magnoliopsida, Rosales, Rosaceae. Gene Ontology annotation, cellular component: chloroplast. The transcript has a single exon. Gene Ontology annotation, biological process: chloroplast organization; regulation of DNA-templated transcription. The record is from RefSeq and is a predicted model, not a curated record.
CGUAAGGAAAAAAAAAACAUGAAAUGCUAAAACCCUUUGCGCGGAAGAGCCGGCGAGGUUUUGGAUUUUCCACCUCAAAUUGAUCGGUGCCGGCGGCGUCAAACAUGGCAGCCCUCUUCAACCUGAAGGCGGGCAGAUUGGGUUAUUCACUUUUUUCCAAAACUAAAAGAUUUGUUGGUAGGGUUGGGGAUCUAAAACCCUCGCAUUUUCCUCUUCAAAAUCUGCUACUGUGCAGACAUUUCGCCUCAAAACUCUCAGAAACCCACCACGAUUCCACAGUCAAUUACCUCAUAAACUCAUGUGGGUUGUCCCCAGAAGGUGCGAUUUUAGCUUCUAAGUGGGUCAAGUUGCGAUCUUCCAAAAGAGCAGACUCCGUUUUGUCCUUUCUCAGAAACCAUGGAUUCUCUAAGACCCAGAUCUCCAAGAUGGUGAGGACGUACCCACACUUUCUUAACUCCAAUCCGGAGAAAACCCUUUUGCCGAAGCUUGAGUUUUUCACUUCGCUUGGAGUUUCAGAGGAGGACCUUGCAACAACUGUGGAGCAUGAACCGAUGCUUUUGGCAAGAAGCUUGGAGAAACAGAUUCUACCCACUUACAAUUUCCUCAGGAGGAUGAUUUCUGGGGGAAAAAUUGCUUCAGUUUUCAGGAACUGCUCGCGGGUUUUCUUGGAAGGCCACUCUAAGAAUGUUGAGCCAAAUAUUGGGAUCUUAAGAGAAUCAGGUAUGCCCCAAUCAUGUAUUUCUCUGUUGGUAGCUCAUUUUACCCAGGCUUUGAUGCAAAACCGUAAAAAGUUUGCUCAAGUUGUGGGUGAGGUCAAGCAAAUGGGUUUUGAUAUGGAAAAAUCAAUGUCUGUGAUGGCUAUAAAAGCUUUGAGUAGUGCCAAUAGUAAGUCCAUAUGGACUCGAAAUUGCGAAGUUUAUAAGAGGUGGGGUUGGUCUGACGAUGAUGUUCUCUCUGCUUUCAAGCGGUACCCAUGUUGUAUGACCAAGUCGGAGAAGAAAAUAAUGCAAGUCAUGGAAUUUGUAGUGAACAAGAUGGAAUUGUCGUCGCAAAUGAUUCUUAAAGCCCCUGUGACCAUGGGUUACAGUUUGGAGAAGAGAAUUAUCCCAAGGUUUUCGGUUGUGAAAGUUUUGAUGUUGAAGGGAUUAAUGGAUGAAAACAGGAAUCUAGGUUCGGUGUUGUGUUCUACGGAGAAGCAAUUUUUGGAGAGAUUUGUGACCAGAUAUCGAACUGAAGUCCCUCAACUGUCGAGUGUGUACCAAGGGAAAGCUGCAAUUCAGGAUGUAUGAGUACAGAUGAAAAUUGGAGAGAUUGCAAAUUCCAGCCACUUGAUGCAGCACCACAACUGGUUGCAGCUUUGGCAUUGUAUUUUAAGGGUAUGUCUUGUAUACUAAAAACUAUUCCCUUAAACAAUGUUCUAAUUACAUACGAGUGUGACGUGCAAUUCAGCUUCUCUUAUUUGACAACCAUCGUUGAUUGUGGUGUGGUUCAAUUCAAUCUAUUACGAAGUGCAGUGAAUAAAACUAAAAAUUUCAUUUGGUUUUUGAUCGGUUAAUGCCAACAGCAAACAGUAUGCGUGCUUGUGUGCAUUGGUUUUACAUUUCAAUGUGUCUGUGUCUAAGAUAUCAAUGGUGGUCUGCAGUAUAGUGUCCUCCGCAGGCGGCUAGCCUUUUGCAGUCGCUAUGGCUGGGUUAGUAUCAUCCUGUCAUUACUAUUCCCCUUCAUCGGACUUUUGCAUAAGGAAGGGGGCGGCAAUUUAAGUAACGCUUGUCUUAUUAAAAAAGCAAUGCAGUGGUUGUGGCUACUGUUUGGGUUCUUCAGGGGACACAAGAUUGAGCUGAUCUGAUUUGUAAUGUUGAGCCGCUUGGCUACUGUUAUCUGUGCGGAUGAGUGAAUCCAUGUGAAAGCCCUUGGUGGUUCUUUUUAAACGUAUGUCACCAUGUAUUGCAUUCGGUACUGCAGGCGAUGAGGGAAGAAUUGCUUGUAUAUGAUUUUCCUGCUGUUAUCCUGUCAACACUGCAAACCCUCGUUAGUCGCACCAUGUAAGCAUACAUUGUUCCCUUGCUUUAUUAUGUUAAGGAGAAUGAUGGUUGUUUUGUUCUCUAUUUUAUGUGGAUUAAGGUUUGACA